This is a messenger RNA of Suillus subaureus, 471 nucleotides long. Its product is annotated as surfeit locus protein 5 subunit 22 of mediator complex-domain-containing protein. The transcript is spliced from 3 exons. Gene Ontology annotation, biological process: regulation of transcription by RNA polymerase II. Bases 1 to 471 code for a protein of 156 amino acids. The record is from RefSeq and is a predicted model, not a curated record. Gene Ontology annotation, molecular function: transcription coregulator activity. Gene Ontology annotation, cellular component: mediator complex. NCBI's taxonomy places the organism in Eukaryota, Fungi, Basidiomycota, Agaricomycetes, Boletales, Suillaceae.
AUGGCUGAACCUCCCCAGACUGAUGUCUCUCGUCCCUCAGCAUUGCCUACAGCCAAGUUACUUCAGCGCCCCACUUUCAAUCAAGCUCUCGUCGAUCAAAAUUCGGAUGAAUACCUUGAUGCCAUCGAGGAAGAAUGGAACAAGAAACUAGAUACCGAGGUAGAAGUAUUGGUGGAUGGUAUGGUCGAUAUCGUUAGUCUGGCAUCGAUCGGAGACAAGGACAAGUUUCGAAUCGCACAAGAGUCAUUUCAGGCCGAAUCUCGCGCCGAGUCUAUGGUCCGUGCAGCUAAUUCGCUGUUGUCUAUAACACAUUCCUUGAAGUUGCUGCUUCUCUUGUCCGACGAGGCUCAAAUCGCCCACCGUCGGGAUGCGGAACUCAAGCACGUACAACAGGAAAAGAAUGAAGCUCGCCAGAAAGUCGCCGAGCUUCUCGAUGGGUUGAUGAAUUCAAAAGGCAAUUUAUCGCAAUGA